Messenger RNA from Rubroshorea leprosula, 2299 nucleotides. The record is from the annotation of a GenBank genome assembly. Lineage: Eukaryota; Viridiplantae; Streptophyta; Magnoliopsida; Malvales; Dipterocarpaceae.
CUCUUCUCUCCUGCGAAGUGCGAACACAACACUCUAUAUAACGCUUCCCUGACCCUCUCUUCAAUUUUCUAUUUUUUCCUACCAAAAACGACACCCGAAAAUCUCACAUCCCCCCCCUCCCCAUCCCCAACUCAAAACCCUAGCCCCUUUCAAUCUCUAGGGGUUUCUCUCAAUUUCAAUUUGCCCAAAUGGAAACGGAGGAAGAAGAACCUCUCACCGUCCCAAACCCCGAGCCUUCUCUUCCAUCCGACCGUAACGUAGAAGCUACAGCAACGCUUGUGGAGUUGCAACCGGAGAAUACCCAGUUGCAAUGCGAGCCUGAGUCCGUGGUUGAGUUGGGUGGCUGUGGCUCCCUGUCCCAGCCGCAGGCACCAACGAUUGUAUCUGUAGUUGUUGAGAAAGAGGAACAGAAGGGAAGUAAGGGAGUCGUUGAUGGCGAGGAGUCUUUAGGGGCUGUUGGUGUUGGGGAUUUGAUUGGUGGAGAGGAGAAUAGAGGAGUUUUGGAGGGUGGUGAUUCGGUCGAACCGUUGCCUACAAUUGGUGGAGAAAACGGCAUUGAGGUUGGGGUUGAUGGCCAACAGAGCUUUUUGGUGGAGGAGGACAAGUCUAACACGGCGGGAGAUGUAGCGGUGGGUGAUGAAUCGGACGAGACUGAGGUCGCUGACAUUGCAGGGGAAAGAGAGACGGUGGGCGGGAUUGAGGUGGCUGAUGUGGUGGAAAAAGAUCAAAUAUUGGAGGAGACAGAGGGGUCCUGUGUGGCGGAGCAAAUCGAGAUUCUCGAGGAGACGGUGGUGGUUGCUGUGGCGGAUGGAAGAGGAACUAAUGAGAUUGAGGUGUCUGAUGUGGCUGAGCGAACUGAGAUUCCGGAGGAAAAAGAGGUGAUUGAUGUGUCAAAUAGAAGCAGAAAUGUCGAGGUUUUACAGGUUGAUGAGCGCACUGACAUUCCUGAGCAAACAGAGGUGGCCAUGAAGGUGGAUGGAAGAUUUGCCACGAAAAAUGAGGUGGCUGAUAUGGCGGAGCAAACGCAAACUGCUUUUCCAGAGGGAAAAGGGGAGGAGAAACAGGAGAAUUACUUGACAGAGCAAACAGGGUUGGCUAACAUGGAUGGGGAAAUGGAAAUUCUGGAAGAAAAGUUGCCUGAUGUGUCACAGGAAACUGGGAUUCUAGAGGAGACUAAUCUACUGAUGGAAGGGAAGGAGGCAUUGGAAACAGACAUAGCCGAGGAGGCAGAUGACACUGAGAUGGGAGAUGAAACAGAAAAUGAAGAUGAUAGAGAGAUGGCUACUGCAGUAGAGGAAGAGACAGAGGCAGAGAUGGAGGAGGCUGAUAUUGCGGAGGGGACUGCAAUGGCUGAGCUAACGGAUGGCUUAGAGGAGGUUGCAGAAGAGAUGGAGGAGGCUGAUAUUGCGGAGGGGACUGCAAUGGCUGAGCUAACUGAUGGCUUAGAGGAGGUUGCAGAAGAGAUGGAGGAAGCAAAGGAGGUGGAGGAAGUGGGUAAAACCGGUGGUGGCAAGAGGAAGCGGGGUAAGAAUUCUAAGGCCCUUGGAAGGGCUCCUUCAAGGAAGAAGGCGGAGGAGGAUGUUUGUUUCAUCUGCUAUGAUGGUGGGGACCUUGUACUCUGUGACCGCAGGGGAUGCCCAAAGGCUUACCAUUCUUCCUGUGUUGGUCGUGAUGAGGCAUUUUUCCAAACCAAGGGUCAAUGGAACUGUGGUUUGUUACAGAACAGAGAAGCUUGCUGGAGUGGGCUUUUGUGAAGAAACAGGAAGUUCAAUCUUCAUUUUUGCCACAGCAUGCUUUUUAAGUUUUGCAUGCCCUCAAAUGGGCUUUUCUAACCUUUCACCAUGUGAAGUCUUAUAUCUUCAAUAAUUAGGGUGCGUGUAUCAUUUCUACUCAAGGCAAAUGCUGGCACUAGUUACAAUCUUUGGAUUCUGAGGGAAAGGGGCAAGUUGUAAUUAUCAGCAUGGAAUGUGAUGGACCACUUGUAAUUCAGCAUCACAGGUCCAUGAAUGUCCAAGGUCUCAAAGGCAUUGCUUUCAAGUGACAUAUUGCUGUUGCUUGAAUACGACUUCUCAAGCUUGUCAUUGGAUUCUUGUAACCAGCCUUUUUCUUUUCUUUAGUCAUAACUUUGGAACUAUACCACCCAUGUACUUAGAUUUUAUAAAAUGCUUGAGAAGCCCCAGUGACACUUGUGGCACCUGCAAUGAUUUAAUCAUAUGUAAAACUGGCAAGAGGUCCACUUACAUACAAAAUGUAUCAGUAGGCAGACUGAUGAUAUAUGGCAUGUUUAAAUUCAUGAGUU